This is a messenger RNA of Prorocentrum cordatum, 432 nucleotides long. NCBI's taxonomy places the organism in Eukaryota, Dinophyceae, Prorocentrales, Prorocentraceae. The record is from the annotation of a GenBank genome assembly.
GACGGGCGGACGCCCGCCGAGACGGCCCGGCGCGCGGGCAGCCGCCUCCGUGCUGGCGGGCGGGAGGAGGCCGCCGCCUUCGAGAGCGUGGCCGUGAUGCUCGAGGAGCACGCGCGCCGAGCGGCGCAGGCGCGCCGAGCGGCGGAGGACGCGCCGCCCGAGCCCGCCAGCCCGGCUGCCGCCCCACCGCCGAGCCGCCCGCGGCCUGGGAACCGGCCGCGCCGGGCCGCUGGGAGGGCCUCGUCUCCACCGGCGCGUCCGAGCCGCGGCUGCCCGAGUUCCUGCGCGACGGACAGGGGCGCCCCGCGUGACGACGGGUGCGGCUGCCGCUCGCGCACGCGGCCCGCGGUGCGAGCGGCCGCGGGCGCCGGGCGCCCAACGCCGCGCCGCUGCCGCGCCGCUGGCGCAGCGGAAAGGGUCUCCUCUGCUUAG